UAAUUCAAUACGAUGAAAAUGCGAUACAUCCGUCUACUAGUUCAAAUAAUGAAGCAACUGGUAAUGCAAAUCAAACCGAUGGAAAUGCGAUACAACCAUCCACUAGUUCGAAUGAUACAAAUAAUCAGGAAAUUGCACAGUUAAUACUUAAUACAACUGAAAAUGUAAACGUGGAUAGGCAUCGUGAAGGUAAUCAAAAUGAUUCUGAAAUGAGUAUACAUCCAAAAGACGUUACAGCCGACGAACAAGACGAAUUUGCAAAUGAAGGCAUUCAUUUAUCCACCAGAUCGAGUAAUAGUUCCGAGGAAAUGAUACAAAUACCAAUUAAAACCAUUGAUGAAUCAUGGAAUUUCUUUAUAACAUACUUUUUAAACACCGGACUUUUGUGGGUACUUCAACCACACACACGUGACCUAGUUGGAUUUGAGAAAU
Molecule: messenger RNA, 432 nt
Organism: Racocetra persica
Lineage: Eukaryota; Fungi; Glomeromycota; Glomeromycetes; Diversisporales; Gigasporaceae
Source: the annotation of a GenBank genome assembly